Messenger RNA from Ostrinia nubilalis (European corn borer), 1038 nucleotides. RefSeq lists its product as uncharacterized. The record is from RefSeq and is a predicted model, not a curated record. The transcript is spliced from 8 exons. The coding region runs from base 64 to 1038 and encodes 324 amino acids. NCBI's taxonomy places the organism in Eukaryota, Metazoa, Arthropoda, Insecta, Lepidoptera, Crambidae.
GGCGAGCCACGCAAGCCUCGCAUCCUGCUGGCGGCGCCAACGCUCGCUGAUGCCCAGGCGUGGAUGGAGAAGAUCAAGGAUUUGUUGAACAGCAGCAAGCUACGCGGCACUGAGACAUUGCUCAAAGACUCCUACUCGGUGACCGUUGUCACGACCGAGUUGUCUCGCAAGUGUGGGAUGACCGCUGACAGCCUGCUGAGACUGUCGUCUAGCGGCCUCCUAGUAUCCUGCACCCAGAAGCUUGGCUCGGUUAUAGAGUGGAAACACAUAAGUGAUGCGCAGCUGGUCACUGAGGCUGCCGAUAAGAGCCAAGCGUGCAUUGUCACGGUGGAUAGUGAAUACCAAAGCGGCGGCGGCCAGCUUAAGUUCGCGAGCCCUCUGGCGACGGAGCUGGCUUCAGCGUUAACGCGGGCGCUGCGGGAACACCGGGCGAAAGCCGCCAAGCUCAGCCGCAGCGAGGGUGAUCUGCGGUCUUCGAUGAGCAGCGACUCUGACACAGGUGAAAUUCGCCGGAGUAGCUGGUACAGCGGUCCAUCUGAAGUUUCCUUGGAUGACAUCGAUCUUAUAAUGUCAAAGGAGGCGGCGCGAAUCCCGCGCGGUCAGCUGGCGCGCUGCGCCGGCGCUCCACAUCUUGCGCCUACACGCGACGACAGCAUGUGCGACCGCCGCUCGCUGGUAUCGAUAGCGUCGGGCAUCUACGAGGAGAUCCCCGAUCUUCCCACUGAGACCGGCGAGUCCACAGAAAUGACCAGAGAGUCCACAGAAGUGACCAGAGAGCCUACCGAAGUGACCACUGAGGCUAAUGAAGUGACCAGCUCGCCUGAAGCUUCGGACGUGUAUUGCGCGAUGGGUCGCGACGUGGUGGACGCGCCUCGCCGCAUGCUCAGCGCCGCAACUAUUGCAGCUGUGGUGGCGGAGGAGCCGACGUAUGAAUCCGUGGUGGAAUGCGUGUACGCAACCAUGCGCCGCCCGCGCCGCCCGCCGCCGCCGCUGCCGCCGCGCGCGCCGCUCGGAAGUCUACAGAGGGCCAAGAAGUGA